Molecule: messenger RNA, 1357 nt
Organism: Maylandia zebra (zebra mbuna)
Lineage: Eukaryota; Metazoa; Chordata; Actinopteri; Cichliformes; Cichlidae
Gene: cfap77
Product: cilia and flagella associated protein 77
Source: RefSeq, a predicted model, not a curated record
GGUUUGUCGGUAGGAGCUACUGAAACGCAAGACUGCCACACAUCUGUUCGACCAACGCCAGUUGAUCUAAACGCCAGUUGAUCUGGAACACCGGCUGUUAAUGGCUCGACACAUGAGGUCAAGACUUCCAACAACAUCACAAAGGCUGAAACGCUCACUAACACACUGCAGCACUUAUUAGAAACAAGGCAACAGAAACUGAGAGAAUACUUUCAUCGAAGAACGAGAGUUGUUCAGCAACUUCAGAUCGGCCUCAAGGUCAGACUGUGGCCACAGAGCGUGUGGAGUCCAGCCCAGGGAGCUUCCGUACUGCGCAUGCUCUGUGUGACACAGUUAGCGUCCCGUUACCAUAGCAACGUGUCAGCUCAACUCCGCAGGACACGGAGCAAAACUCAGAAUCAAAUCUUCAUGCCUGCUUUGAUCUUCAUCCUCUGACAGGAAGCAUGUCAUCAUCACCGAGGGUGGGUGUGGUCAGACGCUCGAUGCUGACCGACCCGCUGCUAAUCAAGGCGCCUCUUGGGCGCUCGCGGUCCAAAGGUUUUGCCGUUCCUGGUCCGGACUUCACUUUUGGAACCAGCAGUAACUGGCUGAGGGAUGGAGGCGUGGCGGAAGCUCUUUCCAGCUGGAACGUUCAGCCGCGGCAGGAAGAAUCUGCCGCUCAGCAUGCAGACUUUGUGUCUCUGAACCGCGAGGCGGUGAAGUCUGGCAUGGUGACGCCCAAAGAGCUGAGUCAGUACCGGGCUCAGAGGGCCCAGAGCUCCGCCUCCGAACUGCGGCACGGUCGGCUUCCACGAUGCCGCGAUCAGGUUCCUGACAUCACGUUUGGAGUCAGAAACAGGCCGUCGUCUCCGAUGUCAGACGUCCUGUCUCAUCAGUAUGCUCAGCGCUGGCUCCAUGAUCAGCUGAAGAAUCAAACCAACAACCUCAAAUGCAAGAUGAAACCAGGGUGUAUUCCUGACACGAGGACCAGCCUGCUGAGGAGGAGUAAAUCUCUGCCGGUCAUAGAAACACCACCCAAACCAGCUCGCUUUGCACAGGUCGGUCCGGCUCUCGACACCUUCAGGGACCAGGAGACUCGUGUGCGGGCGUUUGGGGCUCGUCGCUCCAGCUCUCAAACCCAGCGCUCAGUUCUGAGGACCGCCCGUCAUGAAGAACCUGGUGGAAAACGGGUGGAGCCACUCUGAGGAUGUUUUCAGACAAAUGCAAAUAAAAGAUGAAAAGUUCUCACAGCAAACCACAUGUGGUGAGAGAGGAGUCCCCCAGGGCUCUGUGCUGGGGCCCGUUCUGUUCUCCUUAGAAGUCAAUGCUGAUGAUACUUUUCUGUUUCCAGAUAACUUGAAUAAAAUGUUGAGCUGUU